AUGCCAACGCCAAUUGAAGUAUAUAACAAAAGAAUUAAAAAGAAGGAGAAGGAGAAGAGAAAAAAGGCGAGAUUAGAAGUGAAAACAUCAAAGAAGCUUCUGGAAGACCCAGAAAAAUUGAAGAAGGAGUUGGACGAGUUAACGCAUAAAGCAAUCAUUGGAAGGAUCGACGCAGAGUCUCUCGAAAGAAAGGAAAAAAUAGAAAAGUUAUGGGAUCAAUACAAUAAAACAAAACAAGUGAAGGAUAAGGAGGAACAGGAAACUGAAAGUGAUGAGUCAGAAGAAAAGAGUUCAUCAGACGAAUCGGAUUACUCAACCGAUUCCGAAGAUAAACCAAGAUGUGUAAUAGAAAUCGAGGGGGAAUUGAAAAACAAACCAGUAGAAAAGGAGCCAAAAAAGAAUAAAAAGGGAUUUCACGACCCAGAACCUCCAGACGAGUUUGAAUUGGAACUAAGGAGCCAUAUGCCAAAACUGCACAAAAAGGAGGAAAAGAAGACAGCCCAACCGAUGAAUAAUUCCAGCUAUACACCCAGACCUCCUCCCAAUGUGAUUCAAGCACCAGGCCCUUACACACCAAUGCAGAUGCCAGUUGCUCCAAUGCCACCAGUACCGCCAAUGGCUCCAUUCUUGCAAAUACCAAUGAUGCCAAACAUCAUGAAUUUUAGACCGCAGCCGCCACCAAUAAUGAUGAACAUACACCCAAGCGUAAUGCAACAAACACACGAGCAAAAGCAAGUUCAGGAGGAAAAAAAGGAACCGGAACAGGCUAAGGUGCCACUAAGCAAGUAUUUCGUACCAUCGCAAGUAAGGUAA
This is a messenger RNA of Theileria orientalis strain Shintoku, 813 nucleotides long. RefSeq lists its product as hypothetical. The record is from RefSeq and is a predicted model, not a curated record. Lineage: Eukaryota; Apicomplexa; Aconoidasida; Piroplasmida; Theileriidae. The transcript is spliced from 6 exons. Gene Ontology annotation, biological process: RNA processing. Bases 1 to 813 code for a protein of 270 amino acids.